Molecule: messenger RNA, 6447 nt
Organism: Procambarus clarkii (red swamp crayfish)
Lineage: Eukaryota; Metazoa; Arthropoda; Malacostraca; Decapoda; Cambaridae
Source: RefSeq, a predicted model, not a curated record
ACCUGAGCCCUAUAGCUCCCAUCCCUCCGCCGGUACAGAUACACCAAUAGCAACUUUAGACUCGUGUCUGGGAGGCAAGACACAAGGCAGCGAUGGAAAGUGUUAGUGAGAAGUGUUUAGUGUUGUGUGACAUGUCUUGGAGAGGAGGCUGGAGGCGUGUCCCCCACCUGCAGGUUAAUGUAGUGUGCGGUGUGCUGCUGCUGCUGUCCUCCUGCUCGCUCCUGGCCUCGGCACGCCCACAGGUUGUUGCUGUAGGUGUUGUUGAGAAAGACGAAACAAAGUUUGAGAUCCCAGACACCUGUCGGGACACAGAUGUUCUGUGUGAGGAGUUGGCUGCUAAGGGGGAGUGUGAGAACAACCCAGCCCACAUGGACGUGGUCUGCCAGCGCACAUGUCAAACCUGUAAACCGAAUUCUAAUGUGAAGGGUUGCCAGGACCAGAGGGAAGACUGUGGUACUCUGGGUGCCCGGGGACAGUGUGACCUCAACGCUGCCUUCAUGAAUGUCAACUGCCCGAGGACCUGUAACUCCUGCCCGCCUGCAAGGUCCGAGGACUGUAGGGAUCAGCACGAGCUCUGCUUCCUGGGGUCCAUCCUGGGACAGUGCCAGGCCAACCCUUCCUUUUAUCUCAUCUUCUGCGCCGACUCCUGCAGGAAGUUCAUCCCCAUCUGUAUGCAGGAAAGAAGCAGCACAGUGAGGGACAUCUGCACUACAAAGGAUCUGAACCAAGGUGCAGAGUGCGGCAUAGACCCCACCACCGCUGCUGUGUCCAGAAACACAACUGUAAGCCUAACCAGGAAAAGUAGGAGCAGGAGUAGGAGCCCGACAAGGAGCGGGAGGAUGAGCUUCAGCUCUUGGCCAGGACAGCGCAGAACUAUGAGUUUCCGUCACGUGCUGGAAGCCUUAGCACUGGGUCCCUCCAGUGUUAGAGAUCCUUACCCCAGUGAUAAGACAAACACAGCGGUCGGGUCUCCGAACCAAGAAAAUAUAACCAAGGUUUUAUUCGGAAUUGAGAAUAAUUCAUUAGUAGUUGUUAGAAAAAGUAAAAACUGGAAUGUCAUAGCUAGUGCUGAAAAGCGCUGGCAAACGUCUACGGUCAUGGAUCUAGACAUGACGCCAAGGCUUCCUUCUGGCGGGGACCAAGGUCAGGGACAUACUGGGCACACUUUCGUCGACCAGGAGACUUUAGGUAGAGGUAUUCAGCGAUGGGAAAAUUCCAGUGAGUUGGUAGUGAUGUUUGGUGAUGGUUCUCGUCCGGGACCUCCAGCACUCUUGCAGCGAGUGAGGAGAGACGACAACACCUGCUGUAAUAGUACUCAAGGCUAUAUGCCAACAUGUUGUUAUUAUCGGCCUAAUUCAUGUUGUUUUUAUCAGCCUAAUUUAACAUGUUGUUAUCCACCAACAACGAUGCCACCAACAACGGUGCCACCAACAACGUUGCCACCAAUAACAGUGUCCCCAGCGCCACAGCCUCUAGAUAUCUGCAUGUUACGGAUGAGCUACAUCGAUGUCAACCUUUGCCUUCUCCUCGCAAUCGCCAUACCGAUUGCCGUACCAGUUGCCAUUGGCGCCGCAGUAGCAAUAGGAAUCUUUGGCGAGGUGUCAUCCACUACAGAAGCUCCUUCACUAUUCACUCCACCAACGCAGAGUCCACAGUCACCUCUGCCAAUACUGCCACCUUCAUCACAGUUACUGCCCCCACCACUACCACCACCACCGCCGCUGCCACCUCGAUUACCACCCAUACAACUGCUGACGCUGCCGUCAUUACCUCAACCUCCACCACUGCUGCAGUCUCCGCCGCCGCUACCGCCUCCACCACCACCAUCAUUAUCACUAUCGCCGCCACCACCCCCGUCGAUACCACCACGACUACCACCAGUACAACCGCUAACACCGCUGUCAAUACGUCAACCACCACCGCCGCCGCAGUCGCCACCACCACCACCACCAUUAUCAUCGCCACCACCAUCGUCGCCACCGUCACCACCAUCCUCACCACCUCCGCUAUCAUCGUCGUCGCCACCACCGCCACCGCCAGUGGAGGCGAGGGUACGAGCGUUAGUGCCCUUCUGUACAGGUAACGGCUACUUGAGUUUGGUGUCCCGCCUCCAGAGACUCAUCAACAGGAACACUGGCCGGCCACUCAGCCCUGUAGCUGCCUACCUCGCCCUCGCUGUCACCUUCUGCAAGCACCUUCUGCAGUACGGUGUGGGGUCUCCGGACGUCAUGGUGGGAAGGGUGCCACAAGCACCACUGCACUUCAACGCUCCUUCGCCGAUGGAGAUCCUCCUCAACGACCAAGAGGCCAAGGUGUCCCUCACGCCACCCAAGCGCUGGCCUGGAAUUAGUUAUCCAGCACUGUACCUGCACCAAGGGACGAACCUUCCACCACCACCACCUCUGCCACCCAUCGCCACCAUCUUCAACGCCAGCUCUGUAAUCGUCAACACCACCCACACCAGCCAAGAUCUGAAUGGUGCUGGAACUAUUCCUGGUAUUGGAACCAGUAAUAGCACUGAAGAUCUCCCUGAUGCUGAGGCUAUUCCUGGUGCAGGAACUGUUUUCCAUAUUAAUGAUCCUGAUGCUGGAACUGAUACUUUUCCUGGGGAUGUUGCUGCUGGAAAUGUUUCUGUUGCUGGAAAUGGUUCUGGUGCUGGAAAUAUUUCUGGUGCUGGAAAUGUUUCUGAUGCUGGAAAAGUCUCUGAUGCUGGAACAAUUUCUGAUCCUGAAAAUGUUCCUGAUGCUGGAAAUGUUUCUAGCGCUGGAAAUGUUCCUGGUGCUGGAAAUGUUUCUAGCGCUGGGAAUGUUCCUGGUGCUGGAAAUGUUUCUGAUGAUGGUGCUGGAAAUGUUAAUGGUUCUGGAAAUAUUUCUGGUACUGGAAAUGUUUCUGUUGCUGGAACUGUUUCUAGUGUUGCAAGUGUUUCAUAUGAUGGUAAUGUUUCUGGUGCUGAAAAUGUUUCUGGCGAUGGAAAUGUUUCUGUUGCUGGAACAGUUUCUGAUGCUGGAAAUGUUUCUGUUGCUGGAACAGUUUCUGGUGCUGGAAAUGUUUCUGAUGCUGGAACAGUUUCUGGUGCUGGAAAUGUUUCUGAUGCUGGAACAAUUUCUGGGGCUGGCAAUGUUUCUGAUGCUGGAACAAUUUCUGGUGCUGGAAAUGUUUCUGAUGCUGGAACAAUUUCUGGUGCUGGCAAUGUUUCUGACGCUGGAACAAUUUCUGGUGCUGGAAAUGUUUCUGAUGCUGGAACAAUUUCUGGUGCUGGAACUGUUUCUGGGGCUGGAAAUGUUUCUGAUGCUGGAACAAUUUCUGGUGCUGGAACUGUUUCUGGGGCUGGAGCUGUUUCUGGUGCUGGUAAUGUUUCUGAUGCUGGAACAAUUUCUGGUCCUGGAACUGUUUCUGGUUCUGGAACUGUUUCUGAUGCUGGAGCUGUUUCUGAUGAUGGAGCUGUUUCUGGUGCUGAAACUGUUUCUGAUGCUGGAACAGUUUCUGGUGCUGGAAAUGUUUCGGAUGUUGGAAAUAUUUCGGUUGCUGGAGUUGUUCCUGGUGCUGGGAUUGUUCCAAUUUCUGAAGCUGGAACUGCAUCUGAUACCGGAGAUUUAUCUGGUGAUGGAAUUAUUGGUGGUGCUUCAGAAGUUGCUGGUGAUGAUGGAGGUGCUGGAGAAGCCCCUGGUGAUGAUGAGGGUACUGAGGAAGUACCUGAUGGUGGUGAAGCUUCAGCGGAAAAACCUAGUGAUGAGGGAACUACAGGGAAAGUACCUAGUGAUGAUGGAAGUGCAGAAGAAUCCCCUGGUGAUGAUGAAGGUGUAUCUGUAGGCCCCAUUCCAGUAACUGAUAAUACCCUGAGAAGUCGUAGUACCUUCGCGUGCGGGGGUUCCCUCAUCUCCCCUUACCACAUUCUGACUGCAGCUCACUGUCUGGUCAUCUCUGGCGUUUCCAACACGGGCCAAGUCAGGUUUGCCAAGCCCUCAGUGGUGCGUCUUGGAGAGGUGGACUUCGAGCAGGUGGGAGAGAGCCAGGCCUUCGACUACCAGGUGGCGGGUAUCCAGGUCCACGAAGGUUAUGCCCUCCCUGCCAAGUACAACGACAUAGCCAUCAUCACCCUCAAAACUAAGGUGGAAUUUACAUCAGCAAUGAGACCUUUCUGUCUACCGCGUCAAGUACAGGACUUGGUGGGUCGCAUCUGCACUGUCUCGGGCUGGGGCCGCAGACCUGGAGGAGCGGUGUCGACGGUGCUCCACGACCUGCCGGUGCAAGUGCUCUCACAGCAGGAGUGCAGCGACAUCUACUUCAACGACCUCGACAUAAAACCCAUCGUUGACAUCGACUACCCGCUUGGUAUUGACACGCGGCUCCUCUGUGCUGGCAAGCUUAAUGACGUGUGCAGGGGCGACUCUGGGGGUCCACUGAUACUGACGGAGGGCGGAGUGAAGCAGGAGGUGGGUAUCGUCAGCACUGGGUACGGCUGCGGCUCCGCCAGAUACCCAGGUAUCUACACCCGACUCGACCAGUACAUCAACUGGAUUGACGACGAGAUACAUGGCUCGUGCUCCUAGGAGUCUCCGACGAUACGCCAAAUGGGUCUAUGUAUACCUCUAAGGGGGUUUUGGUUUCUUGUGUUUGAAGUUGUCACUAUCCCGUCUACACAAGUGUCAACACAGUCGGCCAAUCUCAGCCUUUGAUGUUUAUCUCAGGAGCAUGAUGUAAGUUGGCACUUCCAGACUCGCAUCCAUGAUAAGCUCUCCAUCUCAAGUUUUAUUUUCCUUUUUUCCUUUCUAUAAUUAAUAAGUACCUAAAUAAAGUAAAAUCCUCAAGUGUGAUAGAGAUUUAGAUGAUAUUUAAGAUAUUUACGUGAAGAUAUUUAUCAAGAUAUUUACGUGAAGCACAGUCGGCUCACGACUAGUUGGUCUUGGGUUCGAUUCCUGGACACGUUCAUCUAGUAGUAAAUAGGUAUGUAUAUGGAAGCUUUUCGACUUGUGGAUUGCAUGCUUAUGAAUGGCCAGUUGGCUGGGAUCAGGCUUCCUGACCUGGACAACGUGGAGAAGCGGAAAACAUGUAUCCAGGACUACCUCUACUGGCUCCGAGGGCUGACCUGGUCUAGUCACCUCAAUGUUUGCUUUUCAUUACACGUUAGUUUAUGUGUUGACAAGCUUUAACGUGAUAUUCUGUCACUCAACUUUGUUUUGAAUGUGUUCAUGUUGAUAUUGAUACCAUCAGAUAAGUGUUGUUGGCACUGUACUGACCUAGCUGUAAACAAGGAUAGUGUUGUUAAUGUUCACUGUGAUUUAAUGUAGUUAAAUAAGUGUUAAUAGUAGUAGUGUUAGCAGUAGAUGUAACAAUACUAGUAGCUGUAGCAUUAAAUUGUAAUAGUUAUAGCGCUGUUGUUACAAAUCUUGAUAAAAUAAAUAGUUUUAGAUUGUUAAAAUAAAAAAUAAAUUAUUAUUAACUAUGUUUAAGCAAAUAAUAUUUUAAGCAUCAAAGCCCAGCAAACAGUUCCUAUUAUGAGUUUGGAUUUGUUUUUUUUAUAAUGAUACGCACUGAAUUUCAUUUUCUUAUUCAUUUACUUUGUAUAAUAGAGAAUAUAACGAGUUCCCCCUCCUUAUCCAUGACGUAUAUGUAAAAAAGUUACCUCUUUCAUACACUAAUUGCAGAGAGCGUAGCGUAAAUUUUUGUUUAGAGAUCAUGUGUGCCCAGCAUAACAAUUGACGAUACUACAUAGUCGUCCCUGCUUUUUGCCUUCUGUAGAUAAUUACUUAAUUAAGUUUACGUGCCCCGUUCCCCAUACCCGUCCUGUCCUGGCUUACACUAUUACAUUGUCAAUAUAUGUUGACCAGACCACACACUAGAAGGUGAAGGGACGACGACGUUUCGGUCCGUCCUGGACCAUUCUCAAGUCGAUUGUGGACCAUUUUAACCGACACCACAUAUAUUGUUUAUAUUCCACUCAUUGUGCUAGUUCUUAGUGUCGUGUCUAUUCUUACUGAGCUGUCUCUCAGUGUUAACCAGUGUGACCUGGUGCCUCUUAGUACAGGCGAUAUUCACGGGUAUUUAAUUCCGAUUGGGCAUGCUAUGAUUGUGAUAUUUAUGCAUUAUUUCUUGUUGCAGUGAUGCGUAUUUAGUGAAGAGCAUGUUACCAGUUAUAGUCUUAUCACAUAUUACAUGUAUUAUACUUCCAUUUCUGUGUUGCUGUUCCUUCCUUAUGAGUUGUAUUUAUUUGGGACAAUAGUUAUAUGUGGUGUGCUGCCUUCCCAGACUACUUCGUGACAAUUAAUACCGAGAGAAAUUAAUAUUGUACGGCUUGUAAAGAAUGAAUUGGAGGAUAUUCACAACCUGCGAAACAAUUGGGAAGAGCAUUGACAAAUAUAAAGGAAUCUAAAGCCCCUGUAGUGGAUGUAAGUCAAUCCAAGAUAGUAAAGGAACUGACCAAUGAACGGGAGCCGGUCGGCCGAGCGG